AUGGUCCAUACCAGAUUUUCGUCUUCCUCUGGUUCUCCUGCUUAUUCAAAAAACAGCCCUCAAAAUAUAAAAAAAGAUAAUAAGAAGAGACCAUUGAGUGGUCAGGCUAAAGGUUGUGGCUGGUUGCAUCUUGUUGUGUUUAAAGUUGCAUUAGGUUGCAUCUGGUUGUGGCUGGUUGCAUUAGGUUGUGGUAGGUUGCUUUUGGUUGUGUUUAAAGUUGAAUUAGGUUGCACUAGUUGCAACAAGUUGUGGCUGGUUGCAUUAGGUUGCGGUUGGUUGCAUCAGAUUAUGUUUAAAGUUGCAUUAGGUUACAACAGGGAGUUGAAACAACCCAACCCUCAUGAGAUUUGGAUUGGUGUAGCUGGUAUGAAACUUCGGUUUGGGAUAGAGGAGUUUGCACUGGUCACGGGCAUUCGUUGUGUUGGAUCACAUGACAAGCAAGAAUAUGCUAGGCCAAGCAAUAGUUUCCUUAACACCUAUUAUAAAGGUAUGAAAAAGGUAACUAAGGAAAAUGUGCGUGAGAUUUUAUUUAAUAAAGGGUGGAAGAAUGAUGCGGAUGCAGUGAAGCUGGCCAACAUCUACUUGCUGCACAUCUUUUUGCUUGGCUCCUCUUCCUUGGAUGCUGUCAUUCCCCAAGCUGACUUUGAUAUUUUAGAUAGUGGGGAAUUUGGUCAGUUUCCUUGGGGUAAGGAAGUUUUUAAGGUUACUAUUGAGUCAUUGAAAAACAAUGUUGGAAAGAAAACUAAAGAUAAUUUUUACAGGCUAUAUGGAUUUCCAUAUGCUUUUCAAGUAUGGUUUUACGAGUGUUGCCCAUGCUUGAAUGGCAACUUUUGUCAUCUCAAUGCUGGAUCUAUCCCACGCAUUAUCAAUUGGACAAAUAGCGAAAAUAUUAAGUUUGAUAAAGUAUCUUAUACUUUAUCAAUGAGUUGUGCUGAGCUCCAACUUCGAAAUAUCACUCCAACUGCCAAGGAAAGGAAAAAACUUCACUUGGAAGAAUUAUUUCCAAAAGGCAAGCAGUUGGAAGUUGAUGGCAACCUUGCUGCUAAUGCUGGUGCUAGAGUUAUAGCAUCUAGUUCUGGAGUUGCACCUCAUUCUGCUAGAGUUGCAGCAAAUGUUUGUCCAAUUGCUAAUGUUAGUGAUGAUGAUUUUGUGAACCCUCCUCCUCGAUCAUUCGCAGGUGCUUCCUCAUCUUCUAUGCCUCAGUUCUCUCUACGUGAAAUGCAAGCCCAGUUGUUAAGAUUAGAAACAAGUCACAAGGUUCUUGUUUCUGAUGUUGCUUCUAUAAAGACAAUUGUUAAUGGAUUAAGUUCUCAUUUUGACUCAUCCAUUUUAAAGCUGCAUGACCUUAUUCUUUCCCAUAUUUUGGGAAAACAGGGUGAAAGUUCUGAUGAUGAUAUUGAAAGAAGAAGUAAGGCAAUGCAUGAUGAAUCUAAUGUUGGUGAUAAGGAGGAAGAGGUUGCCACUGAUUGUGUCAUUGAGGAAAAGUCUGAUGAUGAAGAGGAUGAAAAGGAUGAUGGGGAUGGGGAUGGGGAUGGGGAUGAGGAUGAGGAUGAGGGUGAGUCUGAUGAAGAAAAUGAUGGUUUUGAUCAUGAUGAUGAUGAAGAUGUAGAUGAUGAUCCUGUUGGAGAAGACAAAAAUAGUAAAGAUAGAGAAAAAGAAGAUCAUACUUAUAUUGUGUGUCCUAGUGGAGUCAAAGAUGUUAGUAGUGGGCACAAUGAAGAUGAUAAUGUUGUUGAUUUUUCUGAUGAUGUUGACAGUUCACAUCAGGUUGCACCUAAGAUUUUGGGGGUUGCAGAUUUUGCAACUGAGGUUGAAAAUGUCACCACAUCUGUUGGAGAGAUUGAUAAAGACGUUGCAUCUCAUUUUUCAAAUGUUGCAGAAUUAGAAACUGAGGUUGCACCUAAUCUUCCUGAAGUUGCACCUGAUCUUCCAGAGGUUGCAGAAUUAGCAAAGGUUGCAGAGGAUGUCAACGAGGUUGCACAGGUUGCAGGAACUAUUUCAUCCCAGUGUUCUUUUGAUAGUUUGUCUAACACGGCAUUGGAGGAGGCUAUGCAAAAUGCUAUUAAUGCUGUAAAAGCAUUCAAGACUCCGAAGGAAUCUACUCCUCAUUGCAUUGCUAUUGUUCCAUAUGUUGGUAGUGGUGGGAGUAACUUGGGAUAUGUUACUCCUAUUUUUCCAAGAAGAACAAUCAAGCUGCCUUUCUACUUGCAAUCUCCAUUUGUGCAGAAUUUUGAUUGUACUUCUGCUCAAAGUAGUGAGGCAAAAUCUGGUGGAGAUAUUAAGAUUAUCAAAGGGUUUUGCCCAUUGGAUGACAAAAUUGGAGAAUUGCCAGACUAUGAGUUAUCCCAAGAUUUCAACAAAUGGCUUGAUUAUGGAAUGAUAGCCAAGAACAAGGUGAAAAUGUAUUCAAAGGAAGACAACCUCAUUAUCCCUGGUCUACAACUCGGUGUAGAUGUGAUUUGCCAAAAGACAUGGUUCCAUACCCUUCAAUAUAGUGGCAAAAAUCUCUUUAAAACAUUUGCUUAUGUCUUUAUUUUGGGGUUGCGUUUGGUUGAUGUGGGUUGCUUAUGGUUGCGUUUGCAUGUUGAUGUGUUUUUUUAUUAUUUGAGGAAGAAGGCAAAGUACUGUGACAAUUGUACUAUCAAGUUUAUCACAACUGAUUCUCAUUUCCAGACUAGAAUCAAUUCUAUCUAUGAGACAUUUCUAAGUUGGAAACGUGAUUUUGGGGCGUUGAAUUGUAAUCAAUAUGUUGCAGAAGUUAUCAUGGGCUAUGCCUUGCCUUGCAACAUUUCUUGGUCUAUGGUUGAUCAUGUCUUAUUUCCUAUCUUGCUUAUGAAGGAAAAACAUUGGUUGUUGUGUAGAUUAUCACUUAAAGAUAGGUCAAUGUAUGUAUAUAAUACAUUGACAUGUGAUAACAAGGACCACAUUGCUUUAAAAGCAGUAGAGUCAUUUCGUAUAUUGCUUCCUCAUUAUUUGUAUAUCACUGGAUUUUAUGACCGAACAGACAUAGAUUUCUCAUCUGAGGCUUAUGCUGGGAAGUCAACGAGUUCUGCUUUUGAUGUAGUGCUGGAUGAUGAUUUGCCAUGUGGGUUGUCCUGUGAUAGUGGCAUUCACAUGUUUUCAUUUGCGGAGUACUUUGUUCAAGAUAAGGAUAUUCCAACAUCUACUUUUGAUGUUGAAACUCAUAGAUCUAGGCUUGCCUUUUUGUUUUAUUCAUAUGCAAAGGCAAAGGAAAUUUAUGGAUAUGAGAGUGAGUCUGAGUAUUCAGGUCGGUAUGUUGCACCUCGCAAGGCUCAAGCAAAGAAGAAAAAGGAAACAAGAAAGGAUAAAGACAAAUAUGUUUCUUAG
Molecule: messenger RNA, 3348 nt
Organism: Humulus lupulus (European hop)
Lineage: Eukaryota; Viridiplantae; Streptophyta; Magnoliopsida; Rosales; Cannabaceae
Exons: 13
Coding region: 1-3348 (1115 amino acids)
Biological process (GO): proteolysis
Molecular function (GO): cysteine-type peptidase activity
Source: RefSeq, a predicted model, not a curated record